Messenger RNA from Dromiciops gliroides (monito del monte), 8138 nucleotides. It is a transcript of the gene PCSK1, whose product is annotated as proprotein convertase subtilisin/kexin type 1. Gene Ontology annotation, biological process: protein processing. The record is from RefSeq and is a predicted model, not a curated record. Gene Ontology annotation, cellular component: trans-Golgi network; Golgi membrane. Gene Ontology annotation, molecular function: serine-type endopeptidase activity. Bases 420 to 2678 code for a protein of 752 amino acids. Lineage: Eukaryota; Metazoa; Chordata; Mammalia; Microbiotheria; Microbiotheriidae. The transcript is spliced from 14 exons.
AUGGCGAGAUAGCUACAGGAAUAGAAAAGGCAGCCGCCUUCACAGAGCCAAGCAAACGGUUUCACGAUUUUUCUUAACCCCCACUGCUUUAUUUUGGCCGCUUCCCUACCCCGCCGGGAAUACCAUCAAGAUCUUAGUCCAGGUAGAUCUGACGUCAAGAGAUGGCUUUCGUCGAUUUGACGUGUAAACACUCAUUUCCAUUCUGACUCUGGAGGGUUGGGGCUCCAUUCAGCCCAGAGACAGAGGCGCUGUGCUGUGCGCUCUCUGGAAAGCUCUUACUUCUGCACGUCCUAUCCGUUAGCAUAGCAACGAGGAGCAAGAAGUGAUCCGACAGCGUCUGAGUCUUGAAAGAUUGAUUUCUUGUUUGUCUUUCUCCUAUAUUUGCUUCUCUUCCCUCCUAUUCCCAUCGUGUGUGUGCAAUGGAUGUGAGAUAUUGGUCUCUGCAGUAUAUUGUUUUUGCUCUCUAUUUCUGCUGGUGUGCAAUGUACAGUGGUAGAGCAGAAAAACAGUUCGUUAAUGAAUGGGCAGCGGAGAUUCCUGGGGGUCUAAAUUCAGCCAGAGAGAUAGCAGAGGAGCUGGGUUACGACCUUCUCGGACAGAUUGGAUCACUUGAAAAUCACUAUUUAUUCAGGCAUAAAAGUCACCCAAGAAGGUCUCGAAGAAGUGCCAUUCACAUCACGAAGAGAUUAUCUGAUGAUGACCGAGUAACAUGGGCUGAGCAACAGUAUGGAAAAGAAAGAAACAAACGUUCUAUCCUAAGAGAUUCAGCAGAGGACCUCUUCAAUGACCCAAUGUGGAAUCAGCAGUGGUAUUUGCAAGAUACCAGGAUGACCCCAGUCUUGCCCAAGCUGGACCUCCAUGUGAUACCAGUUUGGCAAAAAGGAAUAACAGGGAAAGGGGUGGUUAUCACUGUUUUGGACGAUGGCCUGGAGUGGAAUCACACAGACAUCUUCGCUAACUAUGACCCAGAGGCCAGUUAUGAUUUUAAUGACAAUGACCGUGAUCCAUUUCCCAGAUAUGAUCCCACAAAUGAAAACAAGCAUGGAACCAGGUGUGCAGGAGAAAUUGCCAUGCAAGCCAAUAAUCAGAAAUGUGGUGUUGGGGUCGCCUACAAUUCCAGAGUUGGAGGCAUUAGAAUGUUGGAUGGCAUUGUGACUGAUGCUAUCGAAGCUAGUUCGAUUGGAUUCAAUCCCAACCAUGUGGAUAUUUACAGUGCAAGCUGGGGCCCAAAUGAUGAUGGGAAAACGGUUGAAGGCCCUGGCAGGUUAGCCCAGAAGGCUUUUGAAUAUGGCAUCAAACAGGGAAGGCAGGGAAAAGGCUCCAUCUUUGUCUGGGCAUCCGGGAAUGGGGGGCGUCAGGGAGAUGACUGUGACUGCGAUGGUUACACAGACAGUAUCUACACCAUUUCCAUCAGCAGUGCCUCACAACAAGGCCUGUCUCCCUGGUAUGCUGAAAAGUGCUCAUCCACACUAGCCACUGCCUACAGCAGUGGAGACUACACUGACCAGAGAAUUACUAGUGCUGAUCUGCAUGAUGAUUGCACCGAGACCCACACUGGCACAUCAGCCUCUGCCCCACUGGCUGCUGGGAUCUUCGCUCUUGCAUUGGAAGCCAACCCUCAUCUUACCUGGAGAGAUAUGCAACAUUUGGUCGUGUGGACCUCUGAAUAUGACCCCCUGGCCAUCAAUCCUGGUUGGAAGAAGAAUGGAGCCGGAUUGAUGGUCAAUAGUCGAUUUGGAUUUGGGUUACUUAAUGCUAAGGCCCUGGUGGAUUUAGCUGAUCCCAAAACGUGGAGAGGUGUGCCUGAGAAGAAAGAGUGCAUUGUGAAAGACAACAACUUUGAGCCCAAAUCAUUGAAAGCUGAUGGAGUAGUUACUAUUGAAAUCCCUACAAAAGCCUGUGAAGGACAAGAAAAUUCCAUCAAGUCUUUGGAACAUGUGCAAUUUGAAGCAACAAUUGAAUACUCACGGAGAGGAGACCUUCAUGUCACACUCACAUCUGCUGCUGGAACCAGUACUGUGCUGUUGGCUGAAAGAGAGAGAGAUACAUCACCCAAUGGUUUUAAGAACUGGGACUUCAUGUCUGUUCACACAUGGGGAGAGAAUCCAGUAGGCACCUGGGCUUUACGAAUUACUGAUAUGUCUGGAAGAAUGGAAAAUGAAGGAAGAAUUGUGAACUGGAAACUGAUUUUGCAUGGGACUUCCACCCAGCCAGAACACAUGAAGCAGCCCCGUGUCUAUACCUCUUAUAAUGCUGUGCAAAAUGACAGGAGAGGGGUGGAGAAGAUGUCCGAUUCUGUUGAGGACCAGGCCACCCCAGAAAGCCUCCAUGAAAGCCCCCAGCCCUCUAAAAGCUCCUCUACCCCCAGCAACAGCAGCAGUGACAAGCUGACAGAGAAAACCCCAUCUAGGGCCAUGCUCCAACUCCUACAAAGUGCUUUCAGCAAGCAGGGGGCCCCCAAUGAAGCACCAAAGAGUAAGCCCGAUGAAAAGCUAAAGAUCCCGUAUGAACAUUUCUAUCAAGCUCUGGAAAAGUUAAACAAACCAUCCCAGUUAAAAAACGCCGAGAACAGUCUGUACAGUGACUACGUGGACCUUUUCUACAACACGAAACCAUACAAGCACAGGGAUGAUCGACUGCUACAGGCUCUGGUUGACAUUCUGAAGGAAGGGAAUUGAAGCAAGGUGAUCUCCUGAGUUGAAAAUAUCCAUUCUUCCUCCCUUCUCUUAUAUCCUGCCUGUGACCGAUGUAGGUUUUAUAUUUUAUUCAUAUGAUUAUGUCCUUGCUUCUCAUGCUGUCUCUUACAUACAUACACUCACUCAAGCUCACAUGUGCUUGUACACACACACACACACACACACACACACACACACACACACACACACACACACUUUAGUACGUAAGGAGAAGGGGUUUGCUUCCCACUGAGAGCCUGGCUGUACUGGGGACAGUCAACAAGAGCUCUAUUUAAAACAUGUUUUCACAAGUGAUUUUUUUUUUCUUUUUCUUUUUGGAAUCAAAAUCCAUUGGUGUUUCUCCCAUUGUAUUUAAAAUCCACUCAAAACUGCCUCUCUUUUUCCCAUUUGCAUUUCUCAAAAGAAUGAUAAUUUUAAGAAAAAACAACUCUGGGCUACAAAACAUUAAAAACAAAACUGCUGCAAAACACCAGGAGAUGUGCCUACAGCCUUUUUUCUGUCCCCUCCAUGGCUGUUUCCUGUCUAGCAAUGACUUCUAGGACUGUGGUUCUUACAACUAAAGGGCUCCCCAAAUUACAAAACAUCAUUUAGGAUCCUAGAUUUAGAGCUGCAAAGGCCCUGAGAGGUCAUGUAGCCCAAGCCCUCAUUUUCCACAUGAAGAGCUGAGCCUUAAGGUCAAUCAUUGAGGGGGUAAUGGGGAAGAGCGAGGAUGGAACCUGAGAUCCUCUGACACUUAUUAGUCUAAAAAUCCUUCCACUAUACCAGGAAAGGGGAAAUGAAUUAAGUAUGUGAUUAAUGUAGAUCAUUGAGGCACCAAAAUGGGGUUUUGACCUGCAUUAUCUAGCUUGUAUAGUUAGUAAAAUAUACCCAACACUACAUUUGGUAUAGAACUGACCAUUGGAUUCAAACUAAGUGUUUUUUCUUCUUGGUCCUCCUUAUUCUGAAUUUUUCCUUGUUCUUUCUCAGAGCUGCAAUUUUAGAUUCAUAAAUAAUGUUCUAUAAGUGAAUUUCACAAAGCAAAAAUCAGGAAAUAAUUCUGAAUGAGGAAAGCCAAGAAGAAACAACACACAAAUAAGCCAAUACAUUAUAUGAAAGAGGUUUUUCUGGUUUCUAAAAUGUCAAUCUGCCCUUUGGGUUCUAAGGCCUCUUUCCUACUCUCUUUGUUUUUAGGCCCCUCAUUCUCACUACCAAUUUUACCAAAGAUACUAGGCAUGAAUAACAUUAAUUAAAGGGGGAAAAAUCCACACAGAUGUUAUUUUUAGACUGAAUCUACACAUUACAAAAUAAAGAUGAGAAUUUGUGUUACACAGUUAAUUUAGGCCAUACCUGUGGAGAGCCAAACAAGAUAAUUCAGGCAAAAACCAAUCAAACAAACAAAACCCAACAGCACCAAAAGGACCCUAGAUAAGUUGUGUGGAUGGGCAUUUGCAUCUCUGUUAUAGAUGCCAGUCCCUCCUUCACUGUAUAUGUGCCCUGAAAGCUUCUGUUUGCUUCUUGUUGCUAUUUGUAAUGCUCCCUAUAGCUUAGUAAGCAGUCACAGGAUUUUAAAUGUGUGCAGAUCAGAAAGCAUUGUGAAGGUCUGCCUGGUUCCACACAGUUUGGCAAAAUGACCUUCCCUUUCCCUAAUCCACCAUUUGAAUUUGUGCAGAAUGAGGAAACAGUCAGGAUGCAGCUCUGGUACUGUCAUGAGGCUUGUAAACUGUCCUUAAAAAAAUAGAAUGACCGUCCUGUCCUUGGAAUUUCCAUGUAUUAUCUGAUGUGAUGUGAUGUGUAUAGUUUUGACAGCUUCAGUGAAUCAGAGACCGAUAGAAUGUUAAAGCUGGAAGCGACCCUGGUGAUCAUACAGUUCAACCUCCUCAAUUUGUAAAUGGGGAAACUGAGGCCCAGGGAGGCAAAGGGACCACUUGCUUGUGGUCACACUGCUAACAGUGUCUGCAUUGGGACUAGAACUCAGGUCUCCCUGAAUCCCAGCUCAGUGCUUAAUGUAUAUGCUGCCUUCUUGUUAACCACGUUGAACAAUAUUAACUCAUUGUUAAAAUCUCAACCACCUCUUGUGCUGUGGCCAAAGGUUCCCCUAGUGAAGCUUUAAUAUGAAAACCACAUCAUGUUUGAGUGUUUCCAACCCAGAGUGUGUUGUAUAGACAUAUUUUUAUUAUUUGUCUUUCUUGGUGCCUGUGUGAGUUUUUGUGAAAAUGUAAAAGAGGAAAAUUAUAAAAUGUUUUGUCUCAGAAUUUUAAAUUCUAUUUUCUUUACAGGUAUUUAUAAUAUAUCAAAACUUUUAUCAAACAUGCAGAAUUUUGAAAGGCACAAUAAAUUAUAUUAAAGAACCAUAUGUUUUCUUGAGAAUGAGAAAGUUUCAUCCAAUAAAAUAUUUUUCAAAGGCAUGUUCCUCUAGCAAUGGUGAUACCUACAUGUAUGUGAUGUGAUGUUACAAUAACUUGUCUAAUAGCACAAUACAAUAUGUCAGCAGAGUUCAGAGUGUGUGGUUGUAACAUUUUUAAAGAAACUUCAAAGUGAAGCCCUGAAUGUAUUAACCAGGAAAUGCCAAAUAUACUUUUCAAUCAAAAGAGUAAAUGGUUUCCUCACUGAGUCCAACCUAAAAAGAUGGUGGGCAUGGUAGAAAUAAUAAUAAUAAUAAUAAUAAUAAUAACAACCUAAUGGAACUGCCCCUUUCUCACUUACUGUGUGGUAAAUGGGGACCAGCAAACAAAAAAAUAUCAAGCAAAGAGAAAUAAUAAACUUUCAGAGAUCUUCUAGUUUAAUCCCCUCAUCUUAAUCAUGAGAAAACUAAGGUCCAAGUAGUGAAGGCAUUUGCCCAAGGUCACAAAAACAAUGAUCUUAUUGAAUCCACAUGAAUAAUUCAGUUUCCUUUGGAGUAAGUGGUUUUUCAUUUUUGUUGGUGUGCAUGCGUAUGUCUCUAUGUGCAUGUCUCUUGUGUGAGUGCAUUAUGUGUGCACUCAGGAGAACACUCAAUUUUACUUUUAUCAGCAUUUGAAAUUCAACUGUAAAAUAAUUAUGUUUUACUUACCAAAACGAUACAAAAGCCUAAAAUGAUUCUGAUAAAGUUAAUGCAAAUCAUUCACCACUAAAAAGCCUGACUUCAUAAAUUUGUGUGCAGAAAAAAAAUUGACAGUGAAUAAGUUUCAUACCCUUAUUAUUUACAAAUGGCCUACAGGAGGAAUUAUGGUAUACUCUGUGUUUGUUUAAUCAAGAUUUUGAGUAUUUAUAGAAAUACUCCAAAAUUAUGUGACCUGUAGUGAAAAAAAAUACUAUCUACAGCACAGUGCUAGGGACUGAAUGAACAAUGUCAGACAUUAUGAUCCCUGUCUUCUUUCAGAUCAACAGACAACACUGGUGCAUUCAGAUAUACAGGAUUAAAGAGACAAAAAUUUCUUAGUUUAUCACAUUCACAUUGUGUGAAUUCAAGAAUAAGCACAGUAAUUGGAACAUAAAGCAUGGGAGAAUAAUGUGAAGUUAUGAUUUCAGCAGGAUGAGAUUGGACAAAGCACUUUUCAUCUUAUUUCAAGGGUGUAGAGGCCUUUCAGAAUGGCUAGGAAUCCAGUUCCAUUGGCUAUAUUAUCCCUAACCUUACUUUGUCUACCCUAGUACAAUGUUACAAACUCAUCACAGUUUUUUAAAGGUGCUUCCAUAGAAGGAGAGAGAGAUAGUGAGUGAAAUGAUUAAAUUAGAAGAUCUUCCAACUCUUAAGACUCUAGAAUUCAAUUGUGCUGGGCAUUGAGGAUACAAAACCAAAAAUGAAACAAUCCCUGCCUUCAAGGAGAUUAUAUUUUACUGGGUAAAUGUGCACAUAUAAGUAGAUACAAUGUGAUGUAGGGACUUAAGGGAAUGGGGAAGGAGACACUAGUAGCUGUAGGAAUCAGGAUAGGAUGUGACCAUUGAACUGAAUUUUGAAGGCAGCUUGAAUGUUAGAAUUCUAAGAGCUGGAGGCUAAAAGGGAGUGCAUCCUGUCUAGGGGGGACAAGCCAAGCAAUAGAGUGAAAGAAGGAGAGGGAAUGCUGUAUGUAAAGAAUAGGAAAUAGACUUUUGACUGGGCUUUGGAGUGUAUGAAGCCUAAAAAGUUAGGCUGGAGCCAGAUAAGGAAUGGCUUUAAAUGCCAAACAAAGGAGUUUAUCUUUUAUUUUAGAUCCAGGGAUAAUAGAUAGCCAUGGGAGAUUUUCGAAUGACCUAUGUCUUUGAGAUUGCAAUUUGGCCACACAAUGGAGGAUGUAUUGGAGAGAGGAAUAGUUUGAGACAGAAAGACCAUUCAGGAGGCUAUGACAACAGUUCAGGAAAGAGAUAAUGAGGCUCUAACCUAGAGUGGGGGUCAUGUUAGAGGAGAGAACAGAAUGGAUAUUAGAGAUGUUAUAGAAGUAGAAUUUACAAGAGAUGGCAAUUGAUUAGACAGAGGAAAUGAGUAAUAAUGAAGAUCCACAAUGAUUCAAAGGUUGUGAGCCUGGAUAACUAGAGAGAUAUUAGUGCCCUUGAGAGAAAUAAAAAGAAAUUUAAGAGAGGGUGGAGUCUGGGGAGAAAAGCAAUCAAUUCUGUUUUGGACUUGUUGAGUUGGUUGGGUGACAUACAAUUAAAAAUGUCUGGUUAUAUGACAUUCUCUAACUAAAUGCAGCCUUUAGAUUUAAAAAAAGAAAGAAAGAAAAAGUGAUAAUCCUUGAGAAAGGGAAGUAAGAUAUUGAAGAGAAACUUUUUUUAUUGUUCAUAGUAGGCAUUUAUGAAGUAACCUCAGGGAACAUUGUACUUUACUAAGCAUCAUGGGGUUGAUAUUAUAAUUUGACCCUCAAACAAUAAUAAUUUGACAGAGAAAUAAAAUGAACAAUUACUGGUUUAAGUAAGUACUGAAGGCAAAUUUAAGACAACAAAAUUGAAAGAUAUAAGUUUUAUACUCAAAUGCUCAAACAGAACUGUGAUCUCAUCAAUUUGGAUGUUGUCUUCAGAGAUGAAGAUCACAGCCCAUUCAUAUCUGAUCAUCCUGUGCCACUGUUUUACAUCUCUUCCCAUGAGUUUGUUAUGAGGGGGUCAACCUAAUGUGUGGAAAAUGAACCUUCUUCACUUCCUCCUCAUGGAUGCUAGUGGAAUCCUCAAACAACAACCCCCCUGCCAUUAUUUGUUUCCACCAUGUGUGUGACCUAUCUUCUUUUUCAAUCAUACAUUUCCUGGAAGACAUACUUUAGGAUGUUUCUAAGGAGGUAUUGAGUAUGACUGUUCAAUCUCCAAGUCGAUGAGAUUUCAGUUAAUGAUCUUAUCCCCAGGGGAGUCAUGAUGUUCAUGGAGUUGAAACCAAGCAGAGAAGCUGAUGGUAAAUGAAGUUGAGUGCCCUCUUUGUAACAUUCAUUUUUGAUUUCUCAAAGAUUAUAGUGCCCCAUGAUUCACAGUCAUUAAACACCAAAAAUAAAAUACUGGUAUUAAAAAGAUGGGUCUUUGUUUCUUCGA